AUGCUGGACUCCAUCGCGGAGCUGCGCGCGCGCUUCGGGCUGGCGGCGGGGAUUUGCGGCGGAGGAUUCGCUGUGUGAACGUGCACAUAAGACGCGAGUCGAAGGACAAGUGUGUGUGAGAGUGUGUGUGUGUGAGAUGAUCGAUGUGGGUUAACGUUACCGAGAGGACUGUCAGCCGCGUCCGUGUUCACACCGCGGAGAAGUUACGGGUGCACUUUUUCUUGUUUUUGAAAAGACUGCAACAUUGAAUUGUUUGUAUUUUUUUUAAAUAAUAGGUGGGAAAGAAAAAGAAGAAGAAAACAAACACAAACAAAGCACGCCUUUUGGAUCGUGACGCAUCUCCAGGCGCUGCUCGUGUUCAGAGAGAUGAGGAUGAAGAUGAAGAUGAUGAUGAUGAUGAUGAGUUAACUGCAUGGAGGAGCAGAGGGCCUUCACGGCCAUACUGUUUCCCCUUGUGGAUCUCCUACACCGAACCACCACCACCACCAGGCCCUGUUGAAGGAGGACUCCCUCGGACGCCAUGGCGUGGGUGCUGAAGAUGGACGACGCCACGAUCGAGUCGGGGCUCGUCCACGACUUUGACGCCAGUCUGUCCGGAAUCGGGCAGGAGCUCGGGGCUGGAGCUUACAGCAUGAGUGAUGUGCUGGCUCUGCCCAUUUUUAAGCAGGAGGACGGGAACUCCUCAGUCGAGUCGGAGAGUAAGAAUCCUCCGUUUCAGUACGUGCUGUGUGCUGCUACCUCCCCAGCUGUUAAACUGCAGGAGGAGACUCUCACAUACCUAAAUCAAGGCCAGUCUUAUGAGAUCCGUCUGCUAGAUAACAGGAAGAGGGGGGAGAUGGAAGAACUCAACAAGACUGUGAAGAGUAUAGUGAGAGUCGUGUUUCAUGACCGGAGGCUGCAGUAUAUGGAGCAUCAGCAGCUGGAAGGCUGGAAGUGGAAUCGCCCCGGCGACCGUCUCCUUGACAUCGAUAUCCCUAUGUGUGUGGGUAUCACUGAACCGCGCACUCACGCCUCCCAGCUUAACGCUGCAGAGUUUUUGUGGGACGUUUCGAAACGUGCGUCUGUAUUCGUACAGGUGCACUGCAUAAGCACAGAGUUCACGCCGAGGAAGCACGGUGGAGAGAAGGGCGUACCGUUCCGCAUCCAGCUCGAUACCUUCACACAAAAUGAGAACGGAGAGUAUCUGCAGCACCUGCACUCCGCUAGCUGCCAGAUCAAAGUGUUUAAGCCAAAGGGAGCAGACCGGAAACAAAAGACGGACAGAGAGAAGAUGGAAAAAAGGAGUGCGCAAGAGAAGGAGAAAUACCAGCCCUCCUAUGAUACAACUAUUUUGUCAGAGACACGUCUGGAGCCGGUGAUAGAGGAGGCCGUGGAGCACGAGCUAAAGAAGUCGAGUAAGCGCACGCUUCCUGCGGACUGUGGAGACUCAACAGCCAAAAGCAAGAGAGGCAGUUGUUCUCCUUGGCCUGACAAUGCUUAUGUGAACCCAAACACACCAUCUCCAGCGACAACCUUCACCUCAACCACACCUAACUCCUACAGCAACACUGUUCCUGAAAGUGAAUCCUCUUCACCCAAGCACCAACUAGAUAGUAGCCAGGUGGUGAUGGAGUCUUUAAGCCCGACCACUUCCACGCAGGAUGUGCAGCAGUGGCUUCUGAAGAACAGGUUCAACUCCUAUACCCGUGUUUUUACACAUUUCUCAGGUUCUGAUCUACUGAAACUGACUCGUGAAGAUUUGGUGCAGAUCUGUGGGCCAGCCGAUGGGAUCCGUCUUUACAAUGCACUAAAAUCAAAGGCAGUCCAGCCUCGGAUGACUGUGUACGUGUGUCAGGAGUGUGUGAGUCCCCUGCUGGAGAGACGAUGCCACAGCAAGAACGGAGAACAUGGCAGUGCCACAGCCAUAAACGUUUACCAUGCGCUUUACCUCGAAGAGCUGACCGCUCAUGAGCUGACCAGAAAAAUAUCCAAUGUGUUAAGCCUGCCGCUAACCCUCAUUAAUCAAGUGUACAGGCAGGGGCCUACAGGAAUACACAUAUUGCUCAGUGACCAGAUGGUGUCGAACUUCUCUGAUGAGAGUUGCUUCAUUGUCAGUAUGUUAAGAGACGACACCAGUGACAGAUUCCAUCUGGUUCUAAAGUAGAGGCGUUUUUGAAGACGAGCGGCUGAUGUCACUGAGGUUCUCCCGAGCACUGAACGCAAUGCUCCGUCUCCAUCCUUCUCUUCCUCCCUCCCUCUGUCUCUCUCUGUGUAUCUCCUGUGAGAGAGAGAGAGAUAGAGCAGAGGUUGGUCAAGGCCUCCUACCUGUUAGAAUCUGACUUCAGUGUAUACAUUGUUUCAUAUUGAAAACACUUUAACUGAUGAAAAUUUGUGUGUGUGAACGGGAAGGACAGCAUGCAUGUGUGUUUUAAAGAUGUAGCGGGAGGGAUGGAAGGAUGGAUUUAAAUGAGGAAAAAGAAAAAGGAAAACAAAAAAAAGAGUAGGUUUUUCAUGCACAGUCCUGAAUAAUGGGACAGAACUCAUGAACUUGGUCACGAAACUUCCCCUCGAUUUUACGGUUUGGUGAUCGCACCAUCUCCACUUGAAUAGUUUACCAUGCGUGAUAAUGGCUGUGCUUGUCCGAUUGCCUAAUGUACAUGUAUGUUAAAAAAGGACUGCACUUUUUUUUUUUUAUUACUAUUAUUAUUAUACUUUUCUAUUGUGAUAUUUUUUUUUCUUGACACCGUAGUGUCUGCACAGAUGAAGUGAUUCCUGUGUGUAUGAUCACCUGUAGCUUGUCGUGAGGUAUAGAGUUCGGGCAGUGUUUUCAUGCGUGAAGCUUUGAUACGUAAAGUAAAUUAUAACGCUGUCUGUCUGCUUCUACCGAGACCAAUCAUCUCUUGGUGCCAAAAUACCCGACUGUGUUUACUCGACGGCGUCAGACGACCGCCGACGUUUAGUCUGUACCUCUUUUUAGUUGACCAGCAACAUUUUAAAUUGAAUGUGUAUUUCUUUGCUGUAGUUAUGAUUUGUUAGAAAUGGCAACGUGUAUUUUGUCAUAUAAUGUUUUUUUUUUGUUUUUUUGCCCCUCCCCAUAUUUGAGACUGAUGUGGUUGGUUGGUUCAGCAGCUCUGCAGUGGGCAGCUUUGGCAUGUACUGUGCAUAUAUUAUUAUAAUUUUUAUUUUUUUUUUACCACUAAGCAUGGAGGGCAGAAAUGUUGCCUUCUUUUAAUUUUGAAAUAAAUGACCAAGUCUGCACUGAGGUGAACAUACAGGAGCUCCACUCUGCUGUACACGCUGGUGUGUUCGACGCCGUUCAGGAUAAAGGCGGAGGCUGCAUGCACCCAUCCUUCACACUCCUCGGCGGCGAAUAAAACGUGAUGAAGACUCGGCACCGUCAUCCUCUGUGGAUCAUAUGGGCCGUCCUGUGUGUUUCCAUAAGAGCAGUUAUGGUACUUCCAUAUCACUGUGUCUUUAAGGAAGCCUGUCAUGUAUUGUAAAAUGCUGGGAUGUACACACUUCAUGCCUGUAACAGAAAUAAAAUAAUUUUAAUAUAUCAUGCUUUUGAUUGCUUA
Clarias gariepinus (North African catfish) is the source of this 3554-nucleotide messenger RNA. RefSeq names its product upstream binding protein 1 (gene ubp1). NCBI's taxonomy places the organism in Eukaryota, Metazoa, Chordata, Actinopteri, Siluriformes, Clariidae. Gene Ontology annotation, molecular function: RNA polymerase II cis-regulatory region sequence-specific DNA binding; DNA-binding transcription activator activity, RNA polymerase II-specific. Bases 521 to 2143 code for a protein of 540 amino acids. Gene Ontology annotation, biological process: regulation of transcription by RNA polymerase II. The record is from RefSeq and is a predicted model, not a curated record. Gene Ontology annotation, cellular component: nucleus. The transcript has 16 exons.